CUUCACCCCCUCAAGGCCUCGACGACCCACCUGCACCUUCUUCUUCUUCUUCUUCCCCAUGGAGAACUCAGGCGAGGAGCUCUCUUCCACGGUGGCCAGCCACUCCUUCUCCGGCGACGGCGGCAACGCCGCCUCCGAGGAGAGCGGCUGGACGUCCUACAUCGACUACUUCAUGGAGACACAGAGACACAAGGAGGAGGUGAGCCGUGCUGGUGAUCCCUCGACUGAUGAUGCUGGACGGUGCGGUUCUACAUCGAAGUGCAGCAGUGACACUGGAGUAGGAGCCUCCACAUGGCUGCCGGCACUCGAGGAGCCGUCGACGGUGGUGUCGAGAAGGUUGAGCCUCAGGGAGGGCUGGAGGAGGAAGAAGGUCAUGUAUGAUGAGUCCUUGCAGGAUACUGCCACGUCUCCUAUCAGUAGCCCUAAGUUGAUUGAUGACUUGAGGGAUUCAGAUGCCACCCACCACCAGAAGAAACUAAAUUCCUGUGAUGAGAUUUCGCGUUCUAAGCGGAAGAGUACAGGCGGCAGUGAUGUAAAUAAUGGGGCAAACACAACAAUAGACACAGCAAUCAAGGAAGAUAGUGCAUAUGACAACAAUGAGCUGAUGAGAAAGAAAGGCCUCUGCUUGGUCCCUAUGUCUGCUUUCCACGUAUAGCUGAUCGAUGCCAAUAAAUUCAUUGGUUGCUAGCUGAUUGCAUAUAAGCUAGCACCAACACCCUAUACACAUGCAUACAUGUACACAUUAGCACAUAUAUGAGAAAAGGUAGAGAGUCUUGUAGAAGGCGUGGGGGCUGUAGUAGGUACAUUUCUUGUGAAGACUAGCUAUUCUGUUCCUGUUUAUGAAAAGGCUACAAACUUCAUUCACAUAUGAGAAGGUACAAACUGUGGGUUUGAUGUUAGGUGAGACAUCACAACAACGCUAUGUUAGAUAUGGGGUCUAUUCCAUCUUGUGAGGAUUAGUUAUUCUGUUCAUGUAUGAGCUAGUUGUUGAUCUAUCCUGUUCCUUCCUCAUUUUAGUUUCAUGAUGAAUUCAUGACCAUGAUAUACAAUUGAAAGUGCAUAACACGAAAACGACAUGGUAUCAGGAUAUGUUUUAAA
Molecule: messenger RNA, 1098 nt
Organism: Sorghum bicolor (sorghum)
Lineage: Eukaryota; Viridiplantae; Streptophyta; Magnoliopsida; Poales; Poaceae
Exons: 3
Coding region: 59-655 (198 amino acids)
Biological process (GO): xylem development
Source: RefSeq, a predicted model, not a curated record